This is a messenger RNA of Toxotes jaculatrix (banded archerfish), 1664 nucleotides long. RefSeq names its product major histocompatibility complex class I-related gene protein-like. The record is from RefSeq and is a predicted model, not a curated record. The transcript is spliced from 7 exons. Lineage: Eukaryota; Metazoa; Chordata; Actinopteri; Toxotidae. Gene Ontology annotation, cellular component: external side of plasma membrane. Bases 195 to 1262 code for a protein of 355 amino acids. Gene Ontology annotation, biological process: immune response.
CUGUAGAAAACAGGCUUAUUUACAGAAUGAGUUAGAGGGAAAAAAUAUACGUAAAGGUAUUAACUUAACUUGGAACGCUGACAGAGAGACUCAGAGGACGACAAGCAGUUUAUUCGGUGUCAGUUCAUUAAACCAGGAAGCCAUUAAAGACCUGACACUCUCCUUCUUCAGCGCUACCUCUGUCUCUAAACAAGAUGAAGAUCUUUUUGUUGCUCCUUUUCACUCGUGUUGCAUCUCCAGUGAAACACUCCCUGAAGUUUUACCUCACAGCAUCAUCUGGAGUCUCAGGCUUUCCCGAGUUUGUGGCCGUCGCGACGGUUAAUGAAGCUGAGAUUGCUUACUACGACAGCAACAUCAAGAGAACAGAACCCAAACAGGACUGGAUGAAAACCAUAAUCGGUGCUGAGUCACAUCACUGGGAAAAGACGAGGCAGAACUGUGCCAAUUACCAGCAAAUGUUUAAAGCUGAAACCAACACUUUCAAACAGCGCUUCAACCAAACCGGAGGAGUCCAUGUUGUUCAGGAGAUGGCAGGUUGUGAAUGGGAUGAUGAGACUGGAGAGGUUAGUGGUUAUCAACAGUAUGGUUUUAACGGAGAGGAUUUCAUUUCGAUGGACCUGAAAACUCUGACGUGGAUCGCUCCAAAGCCACAGGCUGUCUUCACCAAACACAAGUGGGACGGAGAUAAAUCUAGAAACGAGUUCUGGAAAAACUUUGUCCUGUCUCUUUGCCCCGAGAAGCUCAAGAAGUAUUUGAAAACUGGGAAGAGCUCUUUGCAGAGAACAGAGCGUCCCUCAGUGUCUCUCCUCCAGAAGACUCCCUCCUCUCCACUCAGCUGCCACGCUACAGGUUUCUACCCUGACAGAGCCGUGUUGCUCUGGAGGAAAGAUGGAGAGGAGCUUCAUGAGGACGUGGAGCACGGAGAGAUCCUCCCCAACCAUGAUGGAACCUUCCAGAUGAGUGUUGACCUGAACAUUUCAUCAGUCACACCUGAAGACUGGGGGAGGUAUGAAUGUGUGUUUCAUCUCUCUGGUGCUGAGGACAUAAUCGUCACCAAGCUGGACGAAGCAGCGAUCAGGACCAACGAAGAGCGACCGACUGACAUGACCUCGCUCGUCACUGCUGCAGUGGUUGUGCUCGCUGUCGUCGUCUUUGCUUUUGGAGUCACAGUUUACAAAAAGAAGCAAACCAAAUGCCCUCCAUGUCCUCCUGACGACAUCUCUGCUGAUUCUCUCUCUGAGAAACUGAAUCCUGAAACCUGACGUGAAGCAAACACACCAUCCUGCAAAAAGGGAUUCGUCUCAUGUGGGACACAAUAAUAAAUGCUGUGAUGUGAAACCUUUGAUACCUCUAAUUAAAUACGAAGCUGUUUCUUAAUCGACAUCUUAAGCUAUUGUGUCACAUUAUAACUGACAAGAAUCAAUACAGUCAUUACAGUAAAUGAACGAGGUUUUCUCUUUACAAAAUUUGAGAUGUUUAAGUUCAAAUAUGUUUUUGUGAGUAAUCUCUGUGUUUUAUUUAUUUUGUUGGUGACACAAGUCACCACAUGUAUAUAUAUAUGUAUGUAUUGAUCUUGAUCUGAGGUGUGUGGAUGCAAACAUUUCUUUUUAUGCACAUUUUAUAAACAUCACUUCCACACAAUAAAUGCACCAUACAUUCUAUGA